This is a messenger RNA of Sphaeramia orbicularis (orbiculate cardinalfish), 5202 nucleotides long. RefSeq names its product neurofascin homolog (chicken) a (gene nfasca). Gene Ontology annotation, biological process: axon guidance; brain development; cell-cell adhesion. Bases 165 to 4355 code for a protein of 1396 amino acids. The transcript is spliced from 33 exons. NCBI's taxonomy places the organism in Eukaryota, Metazoa, Chordata, Actinopteri, Kurtiformes, Apogonidae. Gene Ontology annotation, molecular function: cell-cell adhesion mediator activity. The record is from RefSeq and is a predicted model, not a curated record. Gene Ontology annotation, cellular component: plasma membrane; axon.
GUGUUGACAGGUCUGCUACAGACAGAGGUCUAGACGGAGUGGACGGACGGACGGACGGACAAUCCACAGCGCUGAACGUCCCUGGAGCGGCGGCCGGCGGCGGGAACCAUCGAGCCAAUCAGGAGAGGUGACGGGUGAGACGGGCCAAUCAGAAGGCGGGAGCGAUGAUGGGGCGGGGCGUCGUCACGGCGCUGACUCUGCUGUCGUUACUGUUGCUGUGGCGUGAGACGGCGGCCAUCGAAGUCCCACAAGACCCAAAGAUCCUGCAAGACCUCAAACAGCCUCCCACUAUCAUCAAACAGUCGGUGAAGGACUACAUUGUCGACCCCAGAGAUAACAUCAUCAUCGAGUGUGAGGCCAAGGGGACCCCUGUGCCAACGUUCUCAUGGCGGAGGAACGGGAAGUUCUUCAACAUUGGGAAGGACCCUCGUGUGACCAUGAGGAAGCGUUCUGGGACCCUGGAGGUGGGCUUCAGGAGCGGGGGUCGACCCGAGGACUACGAAGGAGAGUACCAGUGUUUCGCCAGCAACGACUACGGGGUGGCCCUGUCCAACAAGAUCCUGCUGAGGGUGUCCAAGGCUCCUCUUUGGCCUAAGGAGGUGCUGGAGCCCAUGGUGGUCUCUGAAGGGUCUCCUCUGGUUCUCCCCUGUAAUCCUCCUCCUGGUCUUCCUCCUCCGUUCACCUUCUGGAUGAACAGCGCCAUGACGCCGAUCCCUCAGGACAAACGCGUGUCCAUGGGUCUGAACGGGGACCUGUACUUCUCCAACGUCCUGGCCCACGACGCCCACACCGACUACAGCUGCAACGCACGCUUCCUGUUCACCCACACCAUCCAGCAGAAGAACCCCUUCACCCUCAAAGUGCACACCAACGAGCCGUAUAACGACACGUCUUUCAAUGCCACUGACCCCUACGGUGGCCGUAAAGUAGCAGAGUCCACGCCCACUUUCCUGUCGCCGUCGGGGAGCGAGAGUUCCAAGAUGGUUCUACGAGACGAACAGCUGCUGCUGGAGUGCAUCGCCGCCGGACUUCCGACGCCGACCAUCAAAUGGUUUAAAAAAGGCGGAGACCUGCCCGGACGCAAAGUCAAGUUUGAGAACUACAACAAGACGCUGAAGAUCGUCAGCGUGUCGGAGGAGGACGCCGGCGAGUACGUGUGCAUGGCCAACAACCACCUGGGCAGCAUCCGACACUCCAUCUUUGUACAGGUCAAAGCUGCUCCGUACUGGUUGGACAAACCCACUAACCUGGUUCUGGCGCCGGAUGAGAACGGGCGCCUGGUUUGUCGAGCCAACGGGAACCCGAAGCCGACCAUCCAAUGGCUGAUCAACGGACAGCCUCUGGAGAGUUCUCUGCCAAACCCCAGUCGACAUGUUCUGGGUGAUACCAUCAUUUUCCGCUCGGUCCAGAUGGGAACCAGCGCCGUUUACCAGUGCAACGCCUCCAACGAGCACGGGUACCUGCUCGCCAACGCCUUCGUCAGCGUCCUCGACAUGCCUCCGCGGAUGCUGGGUCCAAAAAACCAGCUGAUUAAAGUGAUCGAGAACAACCGGACCCUGUUGGACUGUCCGUUCUUCGGUUCUCCUCUACCGGAGCUCCGAUGGUUUAAGAACGGCCAGGGCAGCGGUCUGGAUGGGGGACAGUACCGGGCCCACAUCAACGGAACCCUGGAGAUCAAACGGGCCCGGACCGAGGACGAGGGAACCUACACCUGCGUCGCCAACAGCAUCCUGGGCACGGCGGAGAACCAGGUCCGCCUGGAGGUCAAAGAGAAAACCCGGAUCGUCCGGGCCCCGGAGCACCGGUCGGCGGUGAGGGGCUCCACGGUUCGGUUCGACUGUAAGGUGACGUCCGACCCCAGCCUGAGCGUCACCGUGGCCUGGACCAAGGACGACAAACCUCUGCACAUGGGCUGGAGGUUGAGGAAGGACGAGGAGUCGUUGACCAUCCCCAACGUCAACGAGGGCGACGAGGGAACGUACAUGUGUACCGUCAAAUCUGAAAUAGACCAGGACUCAGCCUCAGCCCGCCUCACUGUGUUAGAGGAAGCCUCCCUCAACCCCUCAGUGUCUAGUGCCUUACCUCCAGACCGUCCGGACCCGCCCAUGGACCUGGACCUGUCAGACCCGGCGGCCCGGAGCGUCCGCCUCACCUGGAUCCCUGGAAAUGACCACAGGAGCCCCGUCACCCAGUUCCUGGUCCAGUUUGAGGAGGACCACUGGGAACCGGGCGUUUGGCGUGACCUGUUCACUUACCCCGGAGAUCUCAACUCCGUCAUCCUUCAGCUCGUUCCCUUCGUCAACUACCAGUUCAGGGUCAUCGCCAUCAACGCCGUGGGCAGGAGUGAACCGAGCCGACCUUCACCACGAUACAAGACCAGCGGAGCAGCUCCAGAUUCCAUUCCUAGAGGUCUACGAGGAUGGGGCUCCAGGAAGGACAACAUGGAGAUCACAUGGGAGCCUCUGCUCGACCUGGAGCGAAACGGCGCUAACCUCCACUACAGCGUCUGGUGGCGGCGGAAGGACUCUGGAGACGAGUGGAACAAUGUGACCACGGUGGGAUCCAAACACGUGGUCCACAACACUGAAACCUACGUGCCUUAUGAGAUCAAAAUCCAGGCCAGGAAUGAGUUCGGACCAGGACCGGAGUCCAACAUGGUCAUUGGAUACUCUGGAGAGGACAAACCCACAGACUCCCCCACUGACCUCCGGGUGUCGAAGGUGGACAGCACCAAGGCCAACGUCCACUGGAAACCUGUGGACAUGAACUCUGUCCUGGGAGAAUUCAAGGAGUACAGGCUCUACUACUGGCGUGAGUCCAGUCUGGUUCCGGGUUUGACUUUCACUAAGGAGAGGAAAACCAAAGGGUUCUUCAGCACCGCCGCCGACCCGACUGGGAUCCUCAGCGACCUGGUUCCGUUCUCUCAGUACAAGAUGUUCAUGGUCGUUGCAAACAGUCGCUAUGAGAGUCCGCCCAGUAACACAGUGGCAUUCAGCACCAAGGAGGGAGUGCCGGAUGCUCCCAGAUUCUUCAGGAUUAACCGAAGGAGUUUUGACACCUUACACCUGGAAUGGGACAAACCUCUGGAGCCCAACGGCAUGCUGAUCGGAUACCAGCUCAAAUACCAGACAGUGAACGGGUCCAGGGUGGGUCGGCCCAUUUUAGAGACGUUCCUCCCCAACGUCACCGACUUCACCCUCCGCCUGCCGGACCGAUCGGCUCGAUACAAGUUCUACCUGUCGGCGCUCACCCAGGUGGGGGCGGGGGAGGUGUUCGCCGAGGAGUCGCCACACUUCGCCAAUGAGGAGAACUUUACAGAUGCUACAGGUCUAGUCGAACUUACCGACGCGUCCUUGGCUUCAGCUUUCACUCCUACUCCUCCUCCUCUCGCUCCUCUUCCUCCUACCACCAUCGCUCCUACAACCAUUAGUACUGCAACAACUGCCGAGCCUCCGACAGAGACUCCUCCUUCUCCUCCUCCUACUACUACUACUUCCACUACUUCCACUACUUCCACUACUACUUCCACUACUACUACUACUACUGCUACUACUACGACCACUACGUCCAGGCCGCGGGUGCUGGUGACGCCGAAGCGUACUGAUCAGAGUGUGUUGGUGACCACUGGGUGGGAGAUCUGGAAUCUGACGGUGGUUUGUAACAGUCACAAUGCUAACGUCAGCUGGAGACACAACUUACCGGCGAGCAGCAGCGAUUUUGUGAUAGAAUACACACUGGACAGCGACAAGUCGGUGGAGGUGGUGCGGGUGAAUCAGCAGCCCCCCAUUCGUUUGGGGAAUCUGAACGCAGAGGCCACCUACCAUGUGAGGGUUUACUCCCACGAGCUCAACAGCGUCAGCAGCCAGAUCACCUCCUGUGUGACCAAGUCAGCCUACAUGGACCAGGUGGACAUCGCCACUCAGGGCUGGUUCAUCGGGUUGAUGUGCGCCAUCGCCCUCAUCAUCCUCAUCCUCCUCAUCGUCUGUUUCAUCAAGAGGAGUCGUGGCGGCAAAUAUCCAGGUGGUGGAUGCGUGACUGGUUUCACAGAGUGUUUAGUUCGAGAUAAAAAAGACCUUCCUCUGGACCCGGUGGAUCACAAAGACCAGGACGGAUCCUUUGAUUACCAUAGCGACGAGGACAACAAACCGCUCCAGGGUAGCCAGACGUCGCUGGACGGUAACGUGAAGGAGAGCGACGACAGCCUGGUGGACUACGGCGAAGGCGGAGACGGCCAGUUCAACGAGGACGGCUCCUUCAUCGGCCAGUACACGGUCAAGAAGGACAAGGACGAGACCGAGGGCAACGAGAGCUCCGAGGCUACCUCACCCGUCAACGCCAUCUACUCGCUGGCGUAGCGCCGCCGCCGCCGCCAUCGGGUCACACGGCACCACACAGCAGACACAAACACACACACACGAAAACAUGAAUAAAUGACAAACACGUGAACAGAAGGACGCCGCGGGGCCGUCUAGAGACUGGGCGGGCUUUCCUCUGCCGAAGGCGGAGCUAAACCACGAGCCUUUACGUUUCAUUUCCAGCUCUGAGAAUCGAGCCUCGGAGGCGGAGUUUAGACCCAGCGGACGGCGUUGGUUUCCGUUGCUCCGCCCCUUUACCCCACCCACACAGACUUGUCGUGUGCCUUCGGGGCAGAUUUCAGCAUCUGGAGACAUGGACGAGCGUCUUCUGGAGAUUCUUCUUUGGUUCGUUUCUGCUCCGAAUGUUUCCGGUGUCCCUGCUCUCCCCCCCGGUCCCCCCGCCCCACCCCCCCAGUUCCCCUCUGUGUAGCAUCCCAGUUAAAGUAGACACAGAGGCCGCACCCCCCACCCCGUAACAUAUCAGCUUCUAACCAUCAAACUCAGCAAAAUGCCGGCAGAUAUGUUUAUCAUAUUGAUAUGAUACACAGUGAGUUUUCCACGGCCGGUCGGCGAGUCACUGAAUCCUAACGAAUGCUGUAAACCGUCCUGGCACGCAGUUAGUGCCCGCAAAACUAUGCACUAUCACCGCCUCCAUUCCUGUUUUGGGGUCAGUCUGGUUAGUAAAAGUACAUGUUUUGGUUGGUGUUUUUUUUUGUUUUGUUUUGUUUUUUUACCACAGGCUAAAUAUCUUCUUCACUUUGCCUUUCACACUGUGGUUCACUGGGUUUUCCAACAGGGCUGGGCCAUGUGGGCAGCGUUUACGGUUAAAGGCAGAUGUGAGUGAAAG